AUGACUUGUAAAGCUAUUAUUAUCGUUGGGGGGCCAUCUCGUGGUACACGUUUUCGACCACUUUCACUUGAUGUUCCAAAACCUUUAUUUCCAGUAGCGGGUUAUCCUAUUAUUUGGCAUCAUUUAGAAGCUUUAACUAAAGUAGAAGGUUUAAAAGAAGUGCUGUUGAUUGGUUUCUAUGAAGAUAAUGUUUUUCAAAAAUUUAUUGAUGAUGCAUCGAUAGACUUUCCUGAAAUUAACAUUAGAUACCUUCGAGAAUAUCAAUCGUUGGGAACAGCAGGAGGAAUCUAUCAUUUUCGAGAUGGAAUUCAACGUGAUAAACCAGAACAUGUUUUUGUGUUGAAUGCAGAUGUUGCAUGUGAUUUUCCAUUGGCCGAAAUGAUGAAAUUUCAUAAUACACAUCGAGCCAAACCAGAUAGUCACGAAGUCUUGCAUUAUGUUGAGAAACCGGAAAGCUUUAUUUCAGAUUUGAUUAGUUGUGGAAUUUAUUUAUUUGAUUGUGCUAUUUUUCUUGAGAUGAAAAAGGCAAUGGAAAAUAAAUCAAAUCAACUAGAUCAAAAUGUUUUUCAAGAACAUGACGAGAAACUCAGAUUGGAACAAGAUAUCAUUCGUCCAUUAGCAGAAUCUAAAAAGUUAUACGUCUAUGAGACAAAAGAGUUUUGGAGACAAAUAAAAACGCCAAGUUCUGCAGUUCCAGUGAAUGCGUCAUUUCUUAAAAAAUAUUUAAAAACCAAUCCAAAGCUUUUAUUAAAAAACCAAGAAGGUGGACCUGAAAUACAUGGAUGUAUUGGACCGGAUGUUUCUAUUGGACCUCGAGUAGUUAUAGGAAAAGGAGUUCGUAUUAAGAAUUCGAUUAUUUUGGAUAAUGUGGAAAUCAAGGAUAAUAGUUGUAUUUUGAAUAGCAUCAUUGGAUGGGGAUCUAAGAUCGGCACUUGGGCACGCGUAGAAGGAACACAACAAGCCAAUGACCAAAUAUCUAUUAUUCAAGAUGGUAUUGUAGUUCAAUCAAUUACUAUUCUUGCUCAAAAUACUAUUCUGCCUUCUACUACAACAAAUAUUGAUGGAGAAGCAAAAACUUCUUCCAUUGUAUGGCAUAUAAAUGAUACAUUGGACUUGAAGAAAAAAGAAAUAAUAAAACUUUUAGAACAAGAAAGUUCACAGGAAAGUUCACAGGAAAGUUCGGAGUCAUCAUCAUCAACAUCUAUCAAUUCCUCUUCCUCCACCUCUUCAACUUCUUUUACAACUAUGAACAAGGCAUCAUCUUCGUCAAACAAAAACGAGACAUUACCAUCACAAACAAUAUUGGAACAUGAAAAUGAUCAUGAUGAUAAAGUUGGAAAUAAAGAAAAUAACCAAGAUAUUGAAAUGACUGAUUUACCUAAAAUAUCAAGAGAAGCUUCUUUAAAACAUAAAGAUGUUAUUGUUGAAAUUGAAGAUUUGGGUAAGGUUAGGGUAGAUGGUAAGAAUGGUAGGAUUAUAAAAAUCACUCCUUUUGUUUGGCCUGGUCCUUUAAGUGGUGAUAAUAAUAAUGAUAUGGAUAUGAAUAAUGAUCAAACAAUCAUCACCGAAAAAGAUAAAAAAAAAUUGAGAAUUGCAACAGCAAGUAUGAUUAUCUUUGGUGAUAACAAUUAUAAUAAAAAUCUUCAGGAGUUGAGAAUUAUCAUUUGGUGA
Messenger RNA from Entrophospora candida, 1671 nucleotides. The record is from the annotation of a GenBank genome assembly. NCBI's taxonomy places the organism in Eukaryota, Fungi, Glomeromycota, Glomeromycetes, Entrophosporales, Entrophosporaceae.